Molecule: messenger RNA, 2253 nt
Organism: Rotaria sp. Silwood2
Lineage: Eukaryota; Metazoa; Rotifera; Eurotatoria; Philodinida; Philodinidae
Source: the annotation of a GenBank genome assembly
AUGGAAUUUUUGUUUAGUAUUAUUAUUUUAUUUAUAUUUAUUCCAUCGUAUUUAUGUCAAAGUAAUAUAACUUAUGUUUUUUCAAAUACAGCGGCAAGUGAUAUAAAUUUAUUACUAAGUUCGAAAGGUUCAAUAUUAACAAAUACUACAUAUGUAAAACGUUUAUCAUCAUCAACUGUUGAUUUAAUUCAAUCAACAAAAACACUUUUAAAUGCUUCUAAUAUUCAAUCAAUUGUAUUUGAAUGGAAUACUGGUGAUUGUUCAUAUCCAUCAGCGAUAGCCAUGAAUUAUUUAACAAAAUAUAUAAGUGUUCCAGUAUGUUUUACUCAAGUAAAUCCAUCGAACAAUAUUUUAAAAUUGACAGUUACAAGUGAAGAAUUAGGACAAGCAGCUUCAUCCUUUAUGAGUUAUUAUUCUUUACAUUAUUUUUCGAUGAUAUUAAGUGAUUCAAAUGAAUUUUAUUCGAAUUUAGCACAACAAUUUUCGAAUUAUUUAACUAGAAAGUCUUAUAUUUUUGAACGAUUAAUACCUCUAUCAAAUUUUUCAUCAUCAUCAUCAUUAAUUUAUUCACAAAAAAGUAGAGUCUUUUUUAUAAUAUGUUCAUAUGACGAAGAAAUUUCUCUUUAUUCAACUAUUUCAUUGUCUUAUCAAUCAACAACGAAAAGUGUUGUUUUUAUAUUUAUUCGUUGGUCACAUCAUUUUGUUAGUUUUUAUACAACACAAUUUUCACCCAAUGUAACAUCAUAUCAAACAUCAUCAUUUCCUAUUCUUCAUCUAUUACCAAUGGAUAUUAGUGUGACAAAUGAUUUUAAUGAUAUAGUUUCAAUGUAUGAGCAAGAAAUAUUUAAUCCUACAUUAAAUCAAACAUUGUCUGAUGAUAUUAUUUUUAUUUUGAGUGAACUUGAAAAUGUUGAUUUAUUACGGCAAAUACCAAUGGUAGAUUUUCCAUUAACAAAUCAAUCAACUAUAUUUGGUCAAAUUACAUUUGAUAAUAAUCAACAACGUUCAUUUAUUUAUGCAUUAGUUGGUCGACAAUGUAAUGGUAGUUGGAUUAUUUUAAAAACUAUCACUUCAAUAUUAACAAAUGUUAAUACUAAUUUAAAUGUAUGUAUUAAUUUUCCAUUGGAUGAUACAACAAUAAUUACAGCAGAAGAUAGUGGUUGGCGUAUUCUUCGUAUUGCACUUUUUACAUUAUUGGGUGUAGUUCUUAUAUGUACUGCUGGGCUUAUUGCUUUCUUUGUUAUUCGAAAUCAACGUAAUCGUAAACAAUUAUCGAAAGGUCCAAAUAAAAUUAUAUUACUACCUGAUGAUAUAAUGUUUGUUAUGCCCAAAGGUUCAAUAUUUACAAGCAAAGUUAAUUUAAAAAAUGAAGCACAUGAACGUAGUAAUGCAUCUAUACGUAGUGAAGAAAUUCAAGCAGGAAAAACAGCUCGUUAUAAUGGUGAUUUAGUUGAAGUCAAAAAAUUACACAUUGGUCCAUUAUCACUUCGUACAAAAGUUAUGCGUGAGUUACGACAAUUAAAAGAUUUACGUCAUGAAAAUGUUAAUACGUUUAUUGGACUUUUUAUUGAUCAAAAUGCACCAGCAUUAAUAUAUGAAUAUGGUCAUCGUGGUAGUCUUGAAGAUAUUCUCAAGAAAGAAGAAAUUAAACUUGAUUGGAAUUUUAAAUGGUCAAUGCUUAAUGAUCUUGUUCGAGGUAUGAGAUAUUUGUCAAAUUCACCUAUACGUUGUCAUGGAAAUUUAAAAUCAAGAAAUUGUAUUGUUGAUUCACGUUGGGUAUUAAAAGUCACAGAUUAUCAUUUAAAUGAAAUGUAUUCUUUACAAAAUGCUCCAAGACAAGUUGAUAUAACUGAUCUUUUAUGGAUGUCCCCUGAACAUAUUCGUACAUCAAUAAUUAAAAAUGAUGUUGCUACAGUAAUGACAAGUUCAGCAGCUGGUGAUGUUUAUAGUUUUGGUAUUAUUAUGCAAGAAGUUAUUCUUCGUGGACCACCAUUUUGUAUGCUUGAUCUUACACCACAAGGUUUCUUUUUUUUUAUUAAUAAAAAUGAUUACUAUAUUUUAUCUUCUGUUAAUAUAGAAAUCAUUGCUAAAAUAAAAAAACCACCACCAUUAUUAAGACCAUCUGUAUCGAAACAAGUAGCACCACCAGAAUAUAUUAAUUCAAUGAAACAAUGUUGGGCUGAACAAGCUGAAACCCGACCAUCAUUUAAUGAUCUUGCUCAAUCAAUUAAAUUACUUAAUGGUGGAAAGUAA